Messenger RNA from Myotis davidii, 976 nucleotides. It is a transcript of the gene MED20, whose product is annotated as mediator complex subunit 20. Gene Ontology annotation, biological process: regulation of transcription by RNA polymerase II. The transcript is spliced from 6 exons. Lineage: Eukaryota; Metazoa; Chordata; Mammalia; Chiroptera; Vespertilionidae. The record is from RefSeq and is a predicted model, not a curated record. The coding region runs from base 100 to 738 and encodes 212 amino acids. Gene Ontology annotation, cellular component: mediator complex. Gene Ontology annotation, molecular function: transcription coactivator activity.
UCCACCGGAACUGGCCGUAGGGCGCCUUCACUAACUGUGCGUGGACGGAGAACUCUGCGAUUCGACUCUUUGGUCCUGCCAUCCUCCUGGUCCGACAUCAUGGGAGUGACCUGUGUGUCCCAGAUGCCUGUGGCUGAGGGCAAGAGUGUCCAGCAGACCGUGGAGCUCCUCACCCGGAAGCUGGAGGUGCUUGGGGCAGAGAAGCAAGGAACGUUUUGUGUAGACUGUGAGACCUAUCACACGGCUGCUUCUACCCUUGGCAGCCAAGGUCAGACUGGGAAGCUGAUGUACGUGAUGCACAAUUCAGAAUACCCUUUGAGCUGCUUCGCCCUCUUUGAGAAUGGCCCUUGCCUUAUUGCCGACACCAACUUUGAUGUGCUCAUGGUGAAGCUCAAGGGCUUCUUCCAGAGUGCCAAGGCCAGCAAGAUCGAGACCCGGGGCACCCGUUACCAGUACUGUGACUUCCUAGUGAAGGUGGGCACGGUCACAAUGGGGCCCAGUGCCCGAGGCAUCUCUGUGGAGGUGGAAUAUGGCCCGUGUGUGGUAGCUAGUGACUGCUGGAGUCUGCUGCUCGAAUUCCUACAGAGUUUUCUAGGCAGCCACACACCGGGGGCUCCCGCAGUGUUUGGCAACAGACACGACACAGUCUACGGCCCAGCAGAUACCAUGGUCCAGUACAUGGAACUCUUCAACAAGAUUCGCAAGCAGCAGCAGGUGCCAGUGGCUGGGAUUCGUUAGUGACUGGCAGCUGCAUGGUUGGGCUCCGUCACCAAGGGACUCCACAGGAGGCGCAGAUUCUUUGGAUGGGACGAAAACUUGAAAGGACCUCUAGUUUAUCCAGCAACUUCAGUCAAUAUCCCACUUAAAUCAUUCCAGGGAGAAGGAGGAGGAGGUUGGCCAGAGAAGAGAACUGAUUAAUUUGUGUGAGAAACAUCAGUCAUAUUUUUGAGUCAGAAAUGUCUGGAAUGGCAACAAA